Molecule: messenger RNA, 1623 nt
Organism: Eremothecium cymbalariae DBVPG#7215
Lineage: Eukaryota; Fungi; Ascomycota; Saccharomycetes; Saccharomycetales; Saccharomycetaceae
Gene: UTP9
Product: Utp9p
Exons: 1
Coding region: 1-1623 (540 amino acids)
Molecular function (GO): protein binding
Source: RefSeq, a predicted model, not a curated record
AUGAGUACAGAGGCAUUUCGUGCAUCUAUAGCCUGUUUCUCGCCGAGCGCUAACCAGUUUGCUUUUCAAGCAAAUGGCUCUCAGAAAAACUUCGUUGAUCUAUACCCAUUAGAUCCUGCUAACAAUUAUAAGGUCAACAGUUCGUUGGUCAAUCCUAUUGAUUAUGAAGCCAAUGAUCUAGAUGUUUCAGAAAUAAAGAUUUUGAGGUGGUGUAUUACGCAUGCAUCUGACGCUACAUCGAAAGUAAAGAGAAGAGGUGGAAAUGAUGCGGUUGAAGAGAUUGAAGGUUCCACGGAAGAAAGUUCCUUGAUAAAUGUGUUCCCAAAUGGCAAGAUAGUUGUAUUUUCUCCAAAUGGGCAAGAUAUCGUUAAUAUCAUCCACAAUAAAAGAGAUAUUCUUGCAGUAGACACCAUAGGUUCAUCGAUUUGGCUUUUGGAUGAUGAUAAAACGGUAAAACAUUUUAACUGCAAGUCAACUAAGCCAUUGAAAACCUUUCACUUGACAGAUGGUAAAAAUGAGGUGGUUACCAGUUUUCAAACAUUGCAGCUAAGUGGUAUAUUGCUACUAGCACUGAUCGUGGAAGAUGCGAUUUACAUUAUUGACCCUAGCAAAAGACGGCCAUCAACGCUCUGCAAGCUGAGUAUUCCGAACUGUAUCAGUUGUAAGGUUUUAGAUGAUGAUCAUAUCGUUGUUUGCAAUUCAGAGAAGAUUUACGUGGUACAGUUUAGAGAUCAAACCAUCACGCAAGAAUGGAAAUUCUCCGCAGAGAGGAUUGCUGUGCUCGAUGGCAAAAUCGUUGCAUUAGGUUCCAACGGAGGUUUGGUGUUAUUCAAGCUUAAUUUCCCAGAAGCAUUAUGCACUAUCAGAGUACAAAAAGCUGCGAUUAUUGAUUACAAAGAGACCCAUGACCUGAAUUUGAUCAUCGCAUGGUUAAAUGUUAACGAACCGAAAUUUGAAAUCAUCACUCCUGAACAGCUAUCUAACAAUAGCGGAAUCAUACUAAAUCAAUCAAAUAAAACUGCCACAACAACUGCUACCGACACUACUGUACCUAUUGAGCCGUCUGAAACCAAUGAAGCGAACAAAAGUGCCAUAAAGGUCACUAAAUCCGAACAAAAUGAGCUAAGUCAGAGUCUGAUAGACGCAUUGGUCAAUGAUUCCGACGAACAUACUAUUAUAGACAUCUUGUCAUCUGAAAAAUGGACGGAAUCAAGAAUAAAAGAUUUCAUACGCACUCAAUUAUCCUCCGAGUGGUGCAACAAGAUAUUUGGUAUCGUUUGCUCUCAACUGAAACACGAUGUUUGGUCUUCAAACAAGGCUCUUCUAUUAAUGCUCAAAUGGCUUCUAACCUUGCGUUCAUCAGAAAUUGACGCCUUGCAAACCAACAACGACAAAAGCAUAAAAAAAACUAGAGCCGCACUAAAAAGCUGUAGUGACACCUUUCCAAUCCUAUUAUCGAUCCAAGGCGCCUUGGAGAUGUUAAAAGCACAAGCAAAGCUAAGACAAGAUCUAACACACUUAUCUCUGGAGGAAGAAGACCCCAAAGAAGGCGAAAAUGAAACCGAUAUCAUUUAUGAAAACGGUGAGGCUGGAGAUUUUGUUGAUGCAUUAGAUAGAAUAUAA